CACAGGUGCCGUUACAAUGAACAAGAAUAUCCAGGAAUUAAGGGAGAGACUGGAAAAACAGCGAAAAGAGUCUCUGAAACUCCACAAAGAAACCACCAAAUGCAUGGUGGAAUCAAUGAUACAUCCCUUGAGUCAUCAGGAAUCUUUACCAAGUGGCAAUAUGCCUAGUUUGGGCAAGUAUUAAAUAGAUUUCAGAAGAUAUGGGAAUACAUUACUAUAAACAUUGCAGACUGUUACGUGACUUAGAAGUUCAUGUUACAUAUUUCAAGUUGAAUCCUCUUUAGGCCCUGUGUCUUGAACAGCUCUUGUCAGCACAAUCCCAAGGUAAAGGCAGAGCAGCUCUGAAGUGUUCUCUGAACACCCAGUUUCAUACACCCAGUGGGGAGUCCUGGGAUUGGCUGGAUUUGUUCUACUUAGAAAAGAUGAUUCCUAGGCUGUACUGUUGGUAGGCACUAAGAGGCACAAAUGCCCUGUUGUACAGAUAAUGAAUUAUACUCACGUAUGACUUUUGCUUCAGCAUUUAAAUUUAUCUGUCUUUCAGGUGCUGCUACUCCGUUUCUCAGCAACCAGAAUGCUUCAGCUUCUUCCAUUCUCAGCACAGUGAUGAAGAGCUCAGCCUGUUCUAGUACCACUAGCAGUUCACCCAAUAAUGUCUUGUGUUCCAAUUAUGAAAUACAUACUGAUUCUGAGAAAGAAAACAGGAGUGGUGCUGGCAAAGAACACAUGGAAAACAUUCUAGAAGAAUACUUGCAGAAAGGUAGAGAUGCGCAGAAGAGUCUGAAUGAAACUACUGAGCUACGUGAGCAACAGAAAAGCAAUUUAAGGUUGAUCAUUGCUGAUUUGCAGACCAAACUGAUGGAAGUGCAAUUGGAAAGAGAUGCGCUUCAGGAUGCUAGACAAAAGGAAUUCCAGAGCCAAGAGACUAUCAAAAUACAGCUAAAAACUACUAUUAAAAAACUGGAAGCUGCCAGCCACCUGCAGGAGAAGAUGCUAAGGGAGGCUGACAGCCAAACUGAACAUCUGGAAAAGAUGGUCCACAGCUAUGAGGAAGUACUUCUGGAACUCCAUGGCAUCCUCAUGGACUACGAAGACAGCACAGGCAGGAAACUCUGUGACCAUGAGAAUAUUACUAGCCGACAGAUGCACAGCCUGAGCAGAGGACUUGCUGGCGUACUGCAAGAUUUAGACUCAGAGGUGUCAUACCUCAAAGAAAAGGUUGCCCUGGUAGAAGAAGAACUUGAGUCACUGAAAAAAGAUUCACAAACCCAAAAACAACUGCUUCAACAACACCAAAAUAGGAUUGAGGAACUAGUAAGUGAGCAUGAACAGGAGGUGGCAGCACUGACUGAUAAAGCCAAUGCACAUAGCUGUGCAAAUAGCAUGGAAAGCCAGAUGGAGAUCAUUCAAGAGCAGACAAGAAAUCAGAAUUCAUUGCAUGCACAUCAAGUUAGUCACUUGGAAUCUACAGUUUCUGAGCUGCGUUCUGAACUACAAGAAGCUAAGAGGAUAUAUGAAGACAAGGUCAAGGAUCUUGAGAAGCAGUUGCACCUAGUUCGUUCUGAGGUGAUAGAAGCUCAGACAGAACAGGAUCAAAGCAGCCAAGAAUCUGGAUAUCCAAAUAACCAGACUCAUCAGUUACUGCUUGAACUUCGUAAAAAAGAGAUAGAACUAAGUCUAGAGAAAGAGCAGAACAAGCAAAUCUGGGAUCAAAACACAGACAGCAGCAUCACCAUUGACCAUCUAAGGAGACAACUAGACAACAAAACCAAGGAACUUCAGUGUAUGGAAAACACAGCAAAGGAAAUGAGGACUGAAUGUCAGAGUCAACUGGAGUACCAGAUGGAUGCAAAUAAGGAAAAAAAUGAAAGCAUUGGAAGAAUCUCCUCUUCGACUGUCCAGCUGGAGUCAACCAAGGAAACGCUCUGUAAAGUUAAAGAAGAUCUUACAGCCAAACAGAUCGAUUUGGAGGUUGCUGAGAAAACAGUGUCAAGUCUGACAGCCUGUCUGCAGGAGAAAGAGAGAGCCCUUGAUGCUACCAGUGAGGAAAUUGAGAAGCUGCAUUCACAACUUAGCAGUAGGAUGCAGGAGUUCCAGCAUCUAAAGAAUGAAGAGGACCGUUUACAUUAUGUGCAGUCAGAGUGUGAAACACUGAAACUGCAGAUAUCAGAGAAGGAAAGGAUUAUUGAGAUCUUCCAAAAGCAAAUUGAUAACAUGACCAAGAUUGUGAGCCAGCACAGUCGAGCUGCUAGAGCAAUAGAAAUUGAGAAAUCCCAGCUUAUAAAAGAAAUAGAUGACUGGAAACUCAAAGCAGAAGAAUUUAAGAUUGCAAAGGAUGAGAAAGAAACCAGAAUACAUGAAAUGGAAGCCUGACUGAGUGAACUGGAACUGGAGAAGGUUAAACUGGUUAACACCUGCACUGAGAGGCUCCAUGCACUUAACGAUAUGAAACUGGAAAAAGACCAGCUAAUGAAUGAACUUGAAGCCAGUCAGGGUAAGCUAGCUGGCCUUGCAGAGGGAUUUGAAGAUUUGAAGAGGGACUACCAGGAUAAAAUCAAGGAGAUGGAAAAUACAGCAAACAGGCUGAAAAUGCAGUUGAAAUCUGCCCAAGCUGAAUUAGAACAGACCAGGACUGCUCUAAAGGCUAUGGAAGGAUAUGAUGGCAAUGCUAUGAAAGUUGCAGUGGGAAUGCAGAAGCAGAUCACAGCCAAGAGAGGACAGAUGGAUGUGUUACAGAGCAAGAUUAAAUUCUUGGAAGAAGCAAUGACAAAUGCAGCUAAGGAGAAGCAUUACCUCAGAGAAAAAAAUAGUAAACUAGGUCAAGAAUUGAGCUAUAUUACAGCAGAAAACACCAGGAUUGCUGGGGAACUGGAGAUCCUGCGAUCACAAGACAAACUUCUAAAAGAAAAAAUAUCCAAGAUGGAGACAGCCCUUGAUAAGGCAUCGCUGCAAUUUGCAGAAUGUCAGUGCAUAAUCCAGUGUCAGGAACAAGAAGCAAUGCGUUUCAGACUGCAGCAUACUUUAGAUGUAAAAGAGCUGCAGGGCCGAGGCUACUUGGCACCUUUUCCUUCAGGCAAGCUGCGGCACAUAGUGCCCCUUUCCCACCUGCACUCAGCUGUCAUGCCACCUUCCCUGAAUUUGGCCAGCUGUGUCACUCAAAUGUCUUUCAAACCAGACAUUUUUAAGGAUGAACCAUUGCAGGAUCUAAAGAGGAUUCUUCGAGAAUUAACAAGCUCAGGCAACAAUAUUCCGUCUGUGGAUCUUGGCAAGGAUGGCAGCAAUGGUGGGAGAAAAUCACCUUUAGCAACCGUGGAGACUACAUCUAAAGACUCUGCUACUGAAAACAGCAUGGAAAAGGAUACUUGUGGAUGGGAUCCUUUAUCCUUCCAUACAGCAGAUCUUCUGUCCCAAGAUGUUACCCUGCCCUUUACAUCCGUUGGAGGUGCAUCCAUCUUCUCACCAGCUUCUAACUAUACAUCUGACCCCAAGAAGGUGUCUCAGGAGCAGAGACACAGAGAAAAGUCUCCAGUACACUUGUUGUUAACUGCUCCACCAGAUUAUCUUGCAGCUGGCUCCAGUGCCUCACCACAGCACAGACCAUCAACACAGAAGGUCUGCUCUCCAGAGGGUGCAGCCACAGUCCCCCAUAUAACUUCUCAGCCAAUGAAAAAUAGUAAGGAUACACAUAGGAGGCCACAGAACAAGAUGAAAAGCCUGCAGAACCUGAUGGGAGUGUUAAAGAUAAAAAACCAAGACACGUCACCAGUGAUCAGAACUCAUGAAGUGAAGACAGAGAAAGCAAAGGAAAAGGAGAAAAAGCUAUCAGAAGGAAGACGCUUUGUACAUUAAGGAUUACUUUCAUGUAUAUACAUUGUGUUUAAAUUAUAUUUUUAAAGAUUAAUAAUAAAAGGUCUUACAGUUUUGUCAUUCUUGCCUGGCACCAUGACACUCUUUAUAGUUUUUAACUUUUAAAUGAGUGGGACAUACACAGUAGAAACAUAUAUAAAUACGGACUCGUUCACUGGCACACAUUUUCAAUAGCUGCGUGCUGUGAGGGACACAGACACAAGCUGAUUGCUUUAAGCUGAAGUAGCUCUUCCAUGGAUUCUGGAUCUUGCACACCAUUUCAGGUCCUGUUGUUUACAAAGUUAGUUUUAAAACGGUUUUUUAGGCUGCUUCUUUUCAUUCUAAAAUGAACUGGCUUCCCUUCACUCCAUACUUCUUGUUAUUACUUCAAAAAACUUCAAUUCAUCUGAAUACCCCAGAACUGCCAAGUAUGUCCAAUAAAAGCAGGAAAUCUCCCUGUGGCGUCUGUUAACAGUGAGGUAAAGUGUUGAAUCACAUACCUGCAACUGCAAGACUGCACAGAUUUCAUCCUAUACCAUGACUUCUUUAAGCAGAAUGGAUUCAAGUGUAGUAACAAAUAGAGGGUCCACAGUCUACAUUGGGCUUAGCUUUGUAAGCACUUUAUUUUUACUUAGAGCUGAGAGAAUGUAUGUUCCUAGUUUGGGACUUUUUGUCCUUCCCCAAUUUGUGUCCCUCUAUAAAAACUAAAACAGGUGAAGUUCAUGCAUAAAAAAAUGCAUUUUUUAACCUAUACUGACUUAUUUAUUUUAAUAACAGCCUAGUAUGACUUAUAUACCAUGCUCCACCACCACUAUUAAGAAGUUU
Molecule: messenger RNA, 4668 nt
Organism: Neopsephotus bourkii (Bourke's parrot)
Lineage: Eukaryota; Metazoa; Chordata; Aves; Psittaciformes; Psittacidae
Gene: CCDC158
Product: coiled-coil domain containing 158
Source: RefSeq, a predicted model, not a curated record